AUGGCGACAGGUGCUGCAGCAAGCAUGGCAUCCACCAGCGCGGAUGCGUUGCCGCCAUUCAUUGUCAAGGCCAGCUCUUCGCGCCCCUUGAAGCCCAAUACGCAGUCGCAGCGUUGGCUCAAGGGAUCCAACACAGCAGCCCGCCUCGUACACUACUCUGGCGAGGUGCACCCAGCCUCUUCAUCGUCACGAAUCUCGAAAUAUGCUCCUACCUUCACCAAGGAUGACAUGGACGUGGACCAGGACGAUAUGGAUGCAGGAGACGACCAAGACGAUGACGUCAAGAUUGCGGUAGCGGGCACGAGCAUUGCUUCGUCACACGUCUUUAUGAAGGGCCACGGAACGUUCCUGUCCACCAACUCGGACGAGAUCCUGUCGUCCAUGUGUGGCACAGUGGAGCGUGUCAACAAGUUGAUAUCCGUUCGACCGGCAAGGUCGAGAUAUGCGGCCGAGGUGGGUGAUCUGGUGAUCGGCAGAAUCACAGAGGUCGGUCCCAAGCGCUGGAAGGUGGACAUCAACGCAAAGACCGACUCGGCACUCCAACUCUCGUCGAUCAACCUUCCGGGUGGUAUCCAGCGUCGAAAGGUGGAGAGUGACGAACUUCAGAUGCGCAACUUUUUCCAGGAGAACGAUCUGUUGGUGGCAGAGGUUCAGAUGAUGUUCCAGGACAACUCGUCGGCGUUGCACACGCGUUCGCUGCGCUAUGGCAAGCUCAAGAACGGCGUCCUGGUCACAGCAUCGCCCAACCUCAUUCAGCGUCUCAAGUCGCAUUUCGUCCAUCUCAGAAACGACGACCUCUCGCUCAAUGUCGAUCUCAUCAUCGGUCUGAACGGAUACAUCUGGAUCGCAAAACACUUCCCCUACAACCAACCUUCCAACAGCUCCUCGGGCGGUGCUGCGAGUUCCGGCAUCAACUCGGAACAGCAGAAAGGUCUGGCGGGUUCAGGCGUCGGAAUGGACAUUGAUGCUACGUAUUCGGAUCAAAACGACCCCGACCUCUCCCCGGAACUGCGCCGUCAGAUUCAGCGCGUCGCCAAGUGCAUCCACAUCCUCGAUGCCUACCAUCACCCCAUCUCGGACAACACCAUCCUGACGCUCGUCUCCAUCUCGGUCGCCUACGUCGGACCUAUCCUCCAGCAACACGAGCAGCAGGACUGGCACCGCGACCCCAACUUGACCAUCCUCAUGGUCGAGCAGCUCCGUGCCGGAGCCACCCUGUCGGAAUAA
This is a messenger RNA of Moesziomyces antarcticus, 1227 nucleotides long. Its product is annotated as exosome complex exonuclease rrp4. Gene Ontology annotation, cellular component: nuclear exosome (RNase complex); cytoplasmic exosome (RNase complex). Lineage: Eukaryota; Fungi; Basidiomycota; Ustilaginomycetes; Ustilaginales; Ustilaginaceae. Gene Ontology annotation, biological process: poly(A)-dependent snoRNA 3'-end processing; nuclear polyadenylation-dependent rRNA catabolic process; U4 snRNA 3'-end processing. Bases 1 to 1227 code for a protein of 408 amino acids. The transcript has a single exon. Gene Ontology annotation, molecular function: RNA binding. The record is from RefSeq and is a predicted model, not a curated record.